AUUUGAAAUUAUCACUUAACACAGGCGAUGAUAUCUUUGCUUCAUCAUCCAUUGAGGAUAACUUAUCAUGCGACACAAAAAUGAUCACUUGUACCGAUAGCGAGGAUGCCCCAUCUGAUGAAAUGUCUGGGCCGAUUGCUACACAACCGCUUGAUAGAAAUCAAGUCACUGAACAAACUUUGAAGCAUGAACUUUCUAGGCCUAUUUCUUCAGUGGCAUCAGUUAAACUACAUGAUGAGUCCAUCUUAAACAAUGCAAUUGAGGGUUCUACGCAGAGAUUAGCUUAUUGGAUUGAUGAGGCUAUAAGA
Molecule: messenger RNA, 308 nt
Organism: Funneliformis geosporum
Lineage: Eukaryota; Fungi; Glomeromycota; Glomeromycetes; Glomerales; Glomeraceae
Source: the annotation of a GenBank genome assembly